AUGUCAGAGUUAGUUCUCGUAAAUGCGAUGUAUCAAAUAUCUCUUACACAAUUUUUGGACUUAUUCCAUGAGUCUAUGAUAAAAUCUCCAAAGAUUGCUGCUACACAAAAACGUAUUCAAAAUAUCAAUGAUUAUUUAACGUAUCGUUGUUGGUAUUAUACAACACGUGGUCUAUACGAAAAAGAUAAAUUAUUAUUUACAUUGCUGUUGGCUCUUCGAAUCGAUGUAAAACGAGGCAGAAUAAAGCAUGAAGAAUUUGACAUCCAAAAAACUGAACGAGCAUUUAAAGAUUGGUUUGAUAAAGAAUCAAGUGAUUUAUCUCCAUUUCCCGAACCAUUUGAUAAUUUAAGUAUGUUCCAUCGAUUUUUAUUAGCAAGGUGUUUAUCGCCCGAUCGUACCAUUAGUGAAGCAAGAAACUAUAUAAUUGAAAAUUUGGGUUCAAAAUAUUCGGAACCGUCUGUAUUAAAUCUUGAGACAAUGUGGGAAGAAAGUGAUUAUAAAACGCCCUUAUUAGGCUUGUUAUCGAGCGGAGCUGAUCCAACAUCAAAUAUUCAAGCAUUGGCUAAGAAAAAAGGUUUGGAAACUUUUGUUGUUUCAAUGGGUCAAGGCCAGGAAAUUUUGGCUAGAAGAGUUUUGCAACAGAGUAUUGCCAAUGGAGGAUGGGCAAUCUUUCAAAAUUGUCACUUGGGCUUAGAAUAUAUGGAAGAAUUUUACGAUACAUUAAUGGCUAAUGAGCAAUUUGAACAUACAUUUCGUACAUGGUUAACAACCGAGGUUUAUCCACAAUUUCCCAUUCAAGUCUUACAAUGUUCAAUUAAGUUUACAAACGAACCACCCCAAGGUAUUCGGGCUGGAUUAAAACGAACAUACGCUUUGAUUUCUCAAGAUAAAUUAGAAUAUAUUGAAACACCCCAGUGGAGACCCAUGUUAUAUUCUGCAUCAUUUAUACAUAGUGUCGUACAAGAACGCCGCAAGUUUGGACCGUUAGGAUGGAAUAUACCCUACGAAUUCAAUCAGACCGAUUGGGAAGCGUCUGUUCAAUAUAUUAAAAACCAUUUAGAUGAUAUGAAUCCAAAAUUGGGUAUCGCGUUCAAAGCUGUCCGGUAUAUGAUUUCGGAAAUCCAGUAUGGUGGUAGAAUAACUGAUGAUCGAGACAGACGAUUAAUGAUUACUUAUGCAAAGAACUGGUUUGGUGAAUUCAUAUUUUCUAAUGAAUUUAAAUAUUAUGACGGAUACCAUAUGUCAAAAGCACGAAAACUCGAAGAAGUUUUAUACUGUAUUGAUAAAUUACCGUUGAUUGAUCCGCCACAAGUUUUUGGAUUGCAUCCAAAUGCUGACAUUACAUAUUCAACAAACUUGGCGAAAGCGCUGUUGGAUGAAAUCGUAAGCAUACAACCAAAAGAAGUAGGAGUCUUAGUCGGAGAAAGUCGAGAAAAGAUUGUGCACAAUGUUUGUGGUGAUAUGCUUUCUAAGCUGCCAGCAAAUUUUGCUCAGCAUGAGGUAGGUGGACAACUGUUCUUCUCUUCUGUACUUGAAAUAGCUUUUGUGUUAUUAAAGACGCAGGAAAAAUUACGAAAUAUGGAUCAUUUAAAUCCAAUGGUGAUUUUCUUACGACAAGAAAUAUAUCGCUUAAACAAGGUGAUUCGUCUUGUUCGUAAUGAAUUAACAGACUUACAAUUGGCAAUAGAUGGAAUAAUCAUACUGAAUGAUUCGCUUCGCACGGCUUUGGAUUAUAUCUAUGACGGACGUGUGGCACCCACCUGGGUACGUUAUUCAUGGGAAUCGACUACAUUAGGCUUUCUAACCGCAAUGAGACAAGAAGCAACACGUGCUCAUAGAGGAUGGUCAUUAGACACUGUCACAAUGGACAACAAUGUUUUGAGAUCCUACAAAGAUGAUAUUCGAGAUGCACCAACGGAGGGUGUCUAUGUUUAUGGCCUGUUUCUCGAGGGAGCUGGAUGGGAUCGACGUAAUUCACGUCUUCGUGAAUCUCAAAAUAAAGUUCUUUAUGUACAAAUGCCUAUCAUACAUAUAUUUGCUAUUAAUCCAAUGGCCGUAACUGCUGCUGGUCCACUAGCAGCUAGAACAAAAGCACGUUCACAAAUAACUAUGCGUACGAAGAGAACUGAAGUUCCAACAGCACCUUAUGUAUACUUGUGUCCUGUAUAUAAGAAACUGAUGCGGACAGAUUUACAUUUCAUAACAAUGUUAAAAUUAAAUUCGAAUGAACAUUCCGACCGUUGGGUUUUACGUGGUGUAGCUCUUUUGUGUGAUAUUAAAUAG
Molecule: messenger RNA, 2283 nt
Organism: Didymodactylos carnosus
Lineage: Eukaryota; Metazoa; Rotifera; Eurotatoria; Philodinida; Philodinidae
Source: the annotation of a GenBank genome assembly